UUAAAGAUAUACAGACAGACCCAGAAGAGAGAGAGAGAGAGAGAGAGGUGGCUUUUAUAAUUCUAAGUUCUAACCUUGUUCUCUGUAUCUGAACACUGGUCUUUCUCUGUUGAUUGAUUCUUGUUAAUCUCUCUCUCUUUGAUAACACUCUAUAUAGGCUAAUAAAUAUAUAUAUAUAUAUAUACAUAUUUUCUUGAAAAGUAAAAAACAUGGGUUGGAUUCCAUGCUCUGGAGGAUUACAGAGUAGUAGCAAAGAGAAGACAAAGACUAAGAAGAAAAUAGUGCUGCAGGAGAAGAAGUCAUUUGAUGGAUCUAUCAAACCCACUUCAGAGAAAUUAAGGACAGCUUCCUCGAGUGUCAAGGAGGGCUCUAAAAGUGGCGGGUCGGAUAAUAUUUCGGCACAAACAUUUACAUUCCGUGAGUUGGCAGCUGCAACUAAAAAUUUUAGAGCAGAAUGUUUUUUGGGUGAGGGUGGUUUUGGUAAAGUAUAUAAAGGGUGUUUGGAAAGUACCGAUCAGGCUGUAGCUAUCAAGCAGCUUGAUCGUAAUGGGUUACAAGGGAACAGGGAAUUCCUUGUUGAAGUCUUGAUGUUAAGUCUGCUCCACCACCCUAAUCUUGUUAAUUUAAUUGGCUAUUGUGCUGAUGGAGAUCAAAGGCUUCUGGUUUAUGAAUAUAUGCCUCUAGGAUCUUUGGAAGACCACUUACUUGAGCUUUCAACUGGUAAGAAACAACUUGAUUGGAAUACAAGAAUGAAAAUUGCUGCUGGGGCUGCAAAGGGAUUGGAGUAUUUACAUAACAAAGCUAGUCCUCCAGUUAUAUAUAGAGAUCUGAAAUGUGCUAACAUUUUGCUUGGUGAAGGUUAUCAUCCCAAGCUAUCUGAUUUUGGCUUGGCCAAACUCGGGCCUGUUGGGGAUAACACACAUGUAUCCACAAGGGUCAUGGGCACCUAUGGAUAUUGUGCUCCAGAGUAUGCAAUGACAGGUCAACUGACUCUGAAAUCAGAUAUUUAUAGCUUUGGGGUUGUUCUUUUGGAGAUCAUUACAGGCAGGAAAGCAAUUGACAAUUCAAAAGCUGCAGGAGAGCAGAAUCUGGUUCAAUGGGCAAGACCCUUGUUUAAAGAUCGUGAGAAAUUCUCAAAAAUGGCUGAUCCCUUGCUCCAAGGUCAGUAUCCUUCGAGGGGCUUGUACCAAGCUCUUGCCAUUGCUGCAAUGUGUGUUCAGGACCAGCCUAAUAUGCGGCCAGUCAUAGCUGAUGUUGUUACAGCUUUGACAUACCUUGCUUCACAAAAAUAUGAGCCUGAUACAGUCCAAGGCUCUCGCCAUUCCCUCUUUUCUCCUCCUAGAACAAAGAGGGACAGUGAUAAGAAGCAGAAUGGUGGUGGUGGAUCUCAGAGAUCAAAAUAAAAUGUUCACUUAAAGAGUGCUCUGUGGUCGAAAUGUUCACUUAAAGAGUGCUCUGUGGUAGAAGUGAAUCUGAAAUGGUUCUUUGAUACUUAUUGGGCUGCUGUCAUUCAUGCCAACCAUGGCUACUGCUUCAGAACUAUAGUGGUUUUAUACAGAUGACAUUUUUUUAUUUUACAUUGUGGUCAGUGAUAAAAGGCUCAGACCUUAGUGUUGGUUGUUCAUACAUUUCACUCGUGCCUUGUUAUCAAAUUUUGCAGUGUAUAGAUAACAGGUGCAUUUCCAUACUCGAUUAUACAUUUGUUAAAAGAUUUUUGUACGUUUCUUUA
Messenger RNA from Quercus lobata, 1729 nucleotides. Its product is annotated as probable serine/threonine-protein kinase PBL7. The transcript has 5 exons. Lineage: Eukaryota; Viridiplantae; Streptophyta; Magnoliopsida; Fagales; Fagaceae. Gene Ontology annotation, molecular function: protein kinase activity; ATP binding. The coding region runs from base 210 to 1403 and encodes 397 amino acids. Gene Ontology annotation, biological process: protein phosphorylation. The record is from RefSeq and is a predicted model, not a curated record.